UUUGAAAUGGUUGGAUAAGUGACGUAAAGUAAUCACGUGAUUUUUAUCAGCCUCCCGCUGCACAUGUUUACAAACGGGCAGCACUAAUAACCAGCAAUAUAGAUAGCUGAUAAAGCUGCCAUUAAAAAUAUAUGCGUAUAGGGUUUUUUUUUUAGUUAGUGUCAGCUUUUUGAUUUUUUUUUGCAGUGAAAACUGCUUACUUUUUAAUUAUGAAGACAUUACAACCCUUAGAAAACAUCGUAAAAAAAUGGACACUAUAGCUAUAAAACCAUUUUAACGGACAUUAGUUUACACAGCAUCUGGGAUGAAUUAUCCUAAAAGCACAUGCGGUAAAAAUGGAAGAAUCACACAAGAAGAAAAGAGGCCCAUAUCAUAAAAGAAAGAUUCAUGACAAUGAAGACCCAAGUACCAGUGCAUUCAGUAAGACCUACGUUGAGAAAACUGAAAAUGUUUUAUGUGAUCAAGAUGUUCCAAAGGCUAUCAAAAAAGAGAGACUUGAAAGUGUAGAUUCUAAUGUGGGUUAUAAUUUAGAUGAACUUCGCUGGAAUGCUAGUAGUCAUGAACUUACUACAGCAGUGGAUGAUUUUGUGGAAAAUGUUAACAAUGAUGAAAUAAAACAUACUGCAGCAGAAUUAGAUGAAUCUGAAGAGAAUGCUGAAUUUUUGCAUCAAAAUGAACCAUAUGGAGAGGAAACAGAAGAAGAAACGGACACUGUGGUUUCCAAGAAUGUUCCUGAUCUACCUAAUGAAGUGUUUGACCCUAAAAGUGACAAAGUACUUGAUGAACUUCUUGAGGAGGCAAAGUUAAGGGACAGUGACUUAUUGUCUGAUGAAAAUGAGAUUAAUAUUGAAGAUGAUGUAGGAUUUGUCGAUGAAUUUACCAAUUUUGUAUUCAAUGAUGUAGAAAAUACUGUACCCAAACCUGAUGAUCCCAAGUCCAAGGAAAACCGCUUUACCGAUCCCUUGUUUGAAGGAUCACCAUAUACUCUUGGUGUUGUAAUUUUGCUGAUAUGCUGCUUUGUGAUUAGAUUUCGAUUGCCUGAUGAAGCAAUAUCGUAUUUACUUCGAUUUUUGGCGUGUAUUUUACCCUUAGGACACACGUUAUCUGGGAGUCUAUACCAUUUCAGGAAGACAAUCAGAUUGUUCACAGAUUGUUUGAUACCAACAUUGACAUAUCACUGCAAUUCGUGUUAUGAAAUAGUUAGCAAGAAUGAGAAAAACUGUCCAUCUUGUAAUAAAUCAUUGACAGACUCUGGGGGUAGGGCAUACUUUAUGCAACUCAAACUUGUAUCCCAAUUGCAAGCAUUAUGGAAGAAUAAGGAAUUUUGUGACAUGGUGCGGAAACAUAGAUUUGAGCAUUUUGAAAGCAAUAAAUCAGAUAAACUUUCUGAUAUUUACGAUGGGUUACUGUACAAACACUUGUUUCAAAAUGAUGGUGUUUUAUCGUCUCCAAACAAUUUAUCAUUUUCACUGAAUACGGAUGGUGCUCCUUUGUUCAAAUCAUCCAACAUUAGCAUCUGGCCAGUGUAUAUGCUUAUUAAUGAGCUUCCCAUUGCCCAGAGAAAGAAAAGAAAUUAUGCUCUGUUUUAUGGUGUUUGGAUCUCCUGUCGAAAGCCACAGAUGUGGUCUUUUCUUAAACCAUUAUAUGAGGAACUGAAUGACCUUGGAAGUAAAGGUCAAACAUUUUGUGAUUAUUAUGAAAACACAUUUGACUGUAAAUGUUUCUUGUUAACAUGCACAUGUGAUCUUCCAGCACGAGCAAUAGUUUACAACUGUAACCAGUUUAAUGGAGAUUAUAGCUGCUGGUUUUGCCUACAGAAAGGUGAAACUUUUAAACAUGAAUCAGGAGGUAUUUCACAUGUGUACCCAUUUAAGGAACCACCCAAAGAUCCUCCACGUACACCAGAAACUGUGAAUCGAGAUGUUCAGUUGGCAUCAAUAAAAAUUAGAAACCGUGAAUCUAAAACUACAGUUAAUGGCCACAAAGGAAAAUUUUGGUUUAUGUAUUUGACUUAUUUUUAUCCUAUUUACAGUUGUGUUAUAGACUAUAUGCAUGGCAUUUGUUUAGGGGUUUGUAAACAAUUAUUAACAUUAUGGUUUGAUAAGAAAAACAAAACUGAAAGUUUUUCUUUCUUUUUGAAAUGCAGUGAUGUUAAUUCUUUCUUGAACAAAAUAAAACCAACACUGUAUGUAACAAGAAUUCCAAAGACAUUGGAUGAACUCACUCACUGGAAGUCAUCAGAAUUCAGAAAUUUUAUAUUAUACUGGGGAAUACCAAUUUUGAGAAAUGUUUUAACACAAGAAUAUUUUGUGCAUUUUUGCUUAUUAGCUAGGUCUUUUUUUAUUUUGUCAAAAGAAGGAAUAAGCAAAGAAGAAUUGCUAGUAGUUGAAUCUGCUCUCUUAUUAUUUGUGGAGAACUAUCAAGUUCUCUAUGGUGAAAGGUUUAUGACCUUGAAUAUUCAUCAAUUAGUACAUUUAACAGACUGUGUAAGACACACCGGACCAUUAUAUGUAAAUAAUUGUUUUAUUUUUGAAGAUUUGAAUGGUUUUAUUGUGAAACACAUACAUGGAACACAAGGGGUUGACACUCAAAUUACAAAUAUUGUUUGUAUGUUAAAGGUACCACCUGUCCUUUGUGAUCUGUUCCUGAAAAAGUAUGAUGAUGAAGAGGAAAUUGUUUCAUUGUAUAAUGAACUGACUGACUCUGUAACAGGGCGCUAUAAAUAUUUUACAGAAAUUGAAAGUGGCAUUAGACCUAUUGGAAAUGCAUGUAAUAAACAGUUAACAAAUUCUGAGAGACAAUGUGCUCUUAAAUUUGGAGUGCAUAAUGAGUUAGUGAAAUGUUUUUUUAGAAUAAAUAUGUUUAAGAAGGGAUUUUAUGUUUAUGGACAGGCAUAUGACCGCUUAAAGAAGCGUCAACAAAAUGUCAUUACAUACAUUACUGGAGAUAGUAUAAAAUUUGGAAGUGUAUUGUUUUUCAUUCAGUCUGAGGAACAGAAUAGAGUUGUAAACUUAGCAAAAGUAAGACUACUCCCCAAAAUACAAUCCAUUGGAUGUGUCUGGCAAGUUGAUACAAGUGAUGAUGUAGAUUUUAUACCUAUUCAGUCUAUAUUAAAUGUUAACAAUUUUGUAGUUAUUGAUGACAAAAAGUAUGUAUGUCCAUCACCAAAUCGCUAUGAUCGUGAUUAAAUGUCCUUUACCUUUAGAUAUAGUGUGUGCUGUAUAGUUUGCAAUUUUGAAGUAAAUUCUGUUAACCUUCA
Messenger RNA from Saccostrea cuccullata (small rock oyster), 3259 nucleotides. RefSeq lists its product as uncharacterized. The record is from RefSeq and is a predicted model, not a curated record. Bases 336 to 3188 code for a protein of 950 amino acids. The transcript is spliced from 2 exons. NCBI's taxonomy places the organism in Eukaryota, Metazoa, Mollusca, Bivalvia, Ostreida, Ostreidae.